Molecule: messenger RNA, 1734 nt
Organism: Nannizzia gypsea CBS 118893
Lineage: Eukaryota; Fungi; Ascomycota; Eurotiomycetes; Onygenales; Arthrodermataceae
Exons: 4
Coding region: 1-1734 (577 amino acids)
Source: RefSeq, a predicted model, not a curated record
AUGUUGGAUAAACUAUACACAGAACUGCUUCUCACCAUCAUCUCAGAGCGAACCAGGGCUCUUCAACACACCAAGGAUGUUCGUAUCUCGUCAAAUCUAGGUUACUAUCUUGAGAACAUCAGCAUCGACCCUAGUGCUCCCGGUAACGAUGAACUUGAAAUAAAUGAUGGCCUUGAUGAGCCCAUAAGUUUCUUUCCCACGGUACAUGGCUUUCGUCGUUUCAAGGAUAAAGUACUAUCUGUUUUGCAUCAGUGCAAGGAAGGGAAUCUUGGGAGCUUUACAUGGGAACUAGGGAGCUGUGUUCCUCAAGAUAUCCUAGGGAGCAAUGGAUAUCUUCCCCUAAAGCAGAAGAACCUGACAUCUAUUCGUCUGAUUACCGAUGCUUCUUGCGCUCCAAUGAAUUACAGUCUGAGCCCAUUCACCAGACUUACGAGCCUGUCGUGGCAUGGAGUAAGGGAAAGGGAAGACCUGACAGCUCUUCGGGAGUGUCUCCGGGUUUGCUCGCACCAGCUGGUUCAUCUUGAUCUCGACUUUUUACCAAGGGAUAAAAUUCGUGACGGCGAGUUUGAUUUUAAGUCUAAUAAUAGUUCCUUUACGUACGAGCUUUUGAAGCCGUUUCCUGACCAUCACCGAGUAUCCUUCCCCAAGGUCCGGGAACUUUCUUUGGCCAACGUCUCGCUAUUAUAUACAGAGGAGUUGACAGAGGCUUUCAAGUUCUCAUCGAUGCGUUCAUUGACAUUUCGAUAUUGUCCCGACUUGGAAGAGCUUCUUGAAUACUUUCUAUUCUUGGAUGAACCCUUCUACAUUGAUAGAUUAGAGAUACAAGCGUGGGCUGAAAUUACCUUUGAAGAUAACCCUGAAGAAACCGAUCUGGGAACUGCUAUCCUGAAUUUCAUCGGAAUGACACGAGACUUAAAAGAACUUUUCCUUUCCACAAGUCGAUGUCCUGAAGCUUGGAUCGCCAUAUUCCAUCACUCUCAUACACUGAGAAAUCUAGUUUUUCACGAACGGGCUGGGCCGGAACCUUGGGAACUCGGGGAACUUCUUAGAGACGCCCCUGGACCUUCAAUCAUGGAUAUUUGGGCUUGGGAAAACUGCGCUAUCUUCAAUGCGGAUAACAAACUUAGGUUGGAAUUCCUAGGACUCUGUUGUAAGCUGGAGGACUUUUCCCCGAAGUUCUACCCGGAAAUAGGUGACAGCCGGGUAAAAGUUCUACAUGUUCGGCAGUCUGGCUUAGAAAUUCAAUUGAAGCUAGAGAACGACUACUAUCGCAAGAGCUAUACUCUGACUGAUUUGCUUAGAGGAAAGCGUAAGAUUAGAGUACGUGAAGAAGAAGACAAAGGAAAAGACGGCAACGACGAAUCCAAUGACGGUAAUAUUAUCCCACAGCCAGUCUGUUCCGGCAAUGACCACGAUACCACUAAGCCCUCUCGCUCUAACGAUGAGGCCACCGACAACCGCGUCUUCCCCAAUAGAGCCCUAAGAGCUCUCGGACCCUUUGCAACAUGGGCAUUCAGUAGGGCUGGGUUCCGCGAACUCGAGCUGCUCACAUUUGGUGACUUCUCCCAUAACGGAAGAUAUUCCAAGCAAAAUAUACUACUUUGUCGACAGAAAGAGCCUCAUCCCCCUGGUAGCAAGAAUCAUCGACAUGUUACAAAGGAUGAUACUACUCUACUAGAUUUAUUCCAACAGUACUCCCAUGCCUUGGGGGCAUGUCCCUCCGACCUUUUCUAG